This is a messenger RNA of Lecanosticta acicola, 2494 nucleotides long. NCBI's taxonomy places the organism in Eukaryota, Fungi, Ascomycota, Dothideomycetes, Mycosphaerellales, Mycosphaerellaceae. The record is from the annotation of a GenBank genome assembly.
AUGCCGUUACAGCACGACGUCAUGAAGCCUGAACUCAAACCUCCCUCGACGCACGGCCCCGUGUAUCAGAUUUCCGUGCCCACCAUCCUCACCUCCCGAGCCGAGCCAAUCUGGCGCUCCCCUACGCCCAAGCUCGGCGCCUUGACCCCCAUCCUUCCUUCACACUUUGGACAUGCGCAUGCUCAUGCUUCCUCCGACGGACGAUCACGCGAGGAUGCUCGUUUCCGACUGGCACCUCUCUUGAUCGCCAGCGGCUGAGCCUUAUCUGCACGGACCGCCACCACCUGCAUUCACCUGCAUCCACGCCCGCUUGCUUAAGUAUGGGCUUCAAUGCCUUACCUUCAGCUGCCCUAUACCCGCAUCAGCUUCUUCCCCAUUAUUACUACCUCGUCUCCCCAUCUCCUUCUCCUCGCCUUAGCUGCAUUGCCUUUCGUCCCUCGGAGCGUUCCAGCACCACCGUAUCUUGGCCUUCUUAAUAUUGCUGCCCAGCACCCCACCCGAUCUUCCCUCGUUAUAAUACGACACGGUCUUUCACCUUUUUUCUUGGCCCAUCGGGAUAUCACUCUGGUUCAUCUUUGCGUUCGGAGCGAACUACGACCGUCGUCGACGUGACGUCCACGACCUGACCCUCAGCAUUAUCAUAUCACUCCUCGCAACGGCGUCGACCACCAUCAUCAUAUAUCGACAUUCAUCACAUAUCGAUAGCGCCCCCAAGUCCAGCGAUUCGCCAAUCGCUACCAACGACGACAAGCUGUCGUUGUCAAUCGUUCCGCCUCCCCACCCUUCGAUCGAAUCUGGCUCCUCCCCCGACAGCUGUCUGAGCGGAGAGCUCUGGCAGCCUCUGUACUCAGUGGCAAGUGUGGCGCGACCAUUCCAAGAUUUCUCUUUCGACUUUGGCGGCGGACAUGGUCAAGAACAGAACGCCACCGAGGCGACACUCCCGGUGACCAGUGCCGAAUACCAGCAGCUCAUCACCCACGCCAUUGCGGAUCCGGGCUAUCUGCAACCGCAGCAGUCCUCGUAUGCGACGCAGAACAACUACACUCAUUAUGGAGCCUCCAACAUCCUCCCUUCUCCCGUGUCUGCACCAGAGCCGAUCUACGGCAUGGGAGCGACACCACAGCAACAGAUACUCGCGUCCCAGAAACCUCGCCAGAUGUCCCAGAUCCCGCAAGUCGCCUCGGCCCCCCCACACUACGGCAGUCCCUACCAUAGUCCACCCGUCAACGUCAGCCAGUAUCAGCAAGAUCCCGCAGCUGCGGCGCAACAGCAUCCAUCGUCCCGCAAGCGCAGUUUCCAAGAAGAGUACGACCACUACAGCGCCUAUCAAGGCCUUCAACAGCUUCCCAGCCGGGAGUUCACGCCCUACGCACAGCAAGCACAACAGCAACAGAUCGGAUUUCACUACCCCCAGUAUCCGUCCCAGCGGUCCUCCCCACACCCUUCGCAUUCCAGCCAGUCGAUGCGCUCGACUUCCCAUCAAUCCACGGCCGCGCACCAACAACAGCAAGCAUCCCAACACCACCAUCACCGUCUCCCCAACCAACAACCCCCCAACAAACUCGCCCGCUGGGACCUCUCACCCACGGACGACGAGGAUGACCACGGCCCUCCCUCCGUGGUGGGACAACCAGGCAUGCCCGCACCGGCCCCGCGCCCCAAAGGGCCCAAGCUCAAAUUCACCCCCGAAGACGACGCGCUCCUGGUGGAGCUCAAAGAGACGAAGAACCUCACCUGGAAGCAGAUUGCCGAUUUCUUCCCCGGCAGGAGCUCGGGGACGUUGCAGGUGCGGUACUGCACGAAACUCAAAGCCAAGCGAGUCGUUUGGGGGGAUGAUAUGGUACGUUCUACUACCAUUUAACAACAACUGAAAACCACCAGCCGCCGACGUAAUCGUCAUCUCGAACGUAAUGUCUAUUGUUCUUCGAUUUCAAUAGAUGACGUGUCUGCGGCGGCGGCGCUGGUGGUUCCAUGCGGUGACUCUCUCGCCCGUCCCGUCCCGUCUUCGCCCUUUUGUACCUUUUUCAUCAUCCUGUACGUGGAGAGUCACUUGCAUUCCCCCUUGCGUUCUCCCCCUCGAAAUACCACAACCCUGCUAACGUUUCUCCCCUCCUUACAGGUUGCCAGACUCCGCAGCGCAAUGCAUGAGUACGACCAAGACCGCUGGCGCAUCGUCGCGAGUAAAGUCGGCAACGGCUUCUCCGCCGUGGCGUGCAAAGAGAAAGCCCUCGAGCUGGAGGGCUUCCUCCCACCUCCCCACCAACCGGAAGGCCUCGACGACCAAGAAGAAGCAGAAGACGAAGAAGACGAAAGUACCACAGGAUUCCCACCAUCACAUGGGUAUGACGAUUUCCCAGUUAGGACGACGACAACCACAACAACGACGGACGAGCACGACGACGAGAAGCAGUCAUCAGCAGCAGCAGCAGCGCCACCACUUCAGCCUCAGUCAUCACAUCAACAACAACAGCAUUUUGGAGCUCUAUCGGGUUGA